Messenger RNA from Balaenoptera musculus (blue whale), 1808 nucleotides. RefSeq names its product katanin catalytic subunit A1 like 1 (gene KATNAL1). The coding region runs from base 199 to 1743 and encodes 514 amino acids. The transcript is spliced from 11 exons. Gene Ontology annotation, cellular component: microtubule cytoskeleton; microtubule. The record is from RefSeq and is a predicted model, not a curated record. Gene Ontology annotation, biological process: microtubule severing. NCBI's taxonomy places the organism in Eukaryota, Metazoa, Chordata, Mammalia, Artiodactyla, Balaenopteridae. Gene Ontology annotation, molecular function: ATP binding; ATP hydrolysis activity; microtubule binding.
CAUGCCACCGUCUCCCUCCGCUCCUAGGCGCACCCUAGUGCCUCCCUGCCCCGGCAUCUGGGUGGGUUCCCAGGCUCCUCCCCAGAGCUGACUUCGAGCCCCACGCCCUACAGGCCCACGGCUGCCAUGGCAACCGUACGCCGCCGCCGCCUCUACACGCACGUCGCGAACUAACGGACUCCGCGGCGGCGGCGGCCUAUGCCCCACCCCAACCCCACCUGGACCGCAGCAAAACGGUCGGUCGACCUGCGACACCUAGGUCUCCGAAAGAUGAAUUUGGCUGAGAUUUGUGACAAUGCAAAGAAAGGAAGAGAAUAUGCACUUCUUGGAAAUUAUGACUCAUCAAUGGUAUAUUACCAGGGGGUGAUACAGCAGAUUCAGAGACAUUGCCAGUCAAUCAGAGACCCAGCUGUCAAAGGCAAAUGGCAGCAGGUUCGGCAGGAAUUAUUGGAAGAAUAUGAACAAGUUAAAAGUAUUGUCAGCACUUUGGAAAGUUUUAAAAUCGACAAGCCCCCAGAUUUCCCUGUGUCCUGUCAAGAUGAACCAUUUAGAGAUCCUGCUGUUUGGCCGCCCCCUGUACCUGCAGAACACAGAGCUCCACCUCAGAUAAGGCGUCCCAAUCGAGAAGUAAGACCUCUGAGGAAAGAAAUGCCAGGAGGAGGAGCCCGGGGACCUGUAGGCCGAGCACAUCCUAUAUCAAAGAGUGAAAAACCCUCUACAAGUAGGGACAAGGAUUGUAGAGCAAGAGGGAGAGAUGACAAGGGAAGGAAAAAUAUGCAAGACGGUGCAAGUGAUGGUGAAAUUCCCAAAUUUGAUGGUGCUGCAUAUGAUAAGGAUCUGGUGGAAGCCCUUGAGAGAGACAUCGUCUCUAGGAAUCCUAGCAUUCACUGGGAUGACAUAGCAGAUCUGGAAGAAGCUAAGAGGUUGCUAAGGGAAGCUGUUGUUCUUCCCAUGUGGAUGCCUGACUUUUUCAAAGGGAUUAGAAGGCCAUGGAAGGGUGUGCUGAUGGCCGGGCCCCCAGGCACUGGAAAGACCAUGCUGGCUAAAGCUGUCGCCACUGAGUGUGGCACAACAUUCUUCAACGUCUCCUCUUCCACGCUGACGUCGAAGUACAGAGGGGAAUCUGAGAAGUUAGUUCGUCUGUUGUUUGAAAUGGCUAGGUUUUAUGCCCCCACCACCAUCUUCAUUGAUGAGAUAGAUUCUAUCUGCAGUCGAAGAGGGACCUCUGAUGAGCAUGAGGCAAGUCGCAGGGUCAAGUCUGAGCUGCUCAUUCAGAUGGAUGGAGUUGGAGGAGCUUUAGAGAAUGACGAUCCUUCCAAAAUGGUUAUGGUAUUGGCUGCUACUAAUUUCCCAUGGGACAUUGAUGAAGCAUUGCGAAGGAGAUUAGAAAAAAGGAUAUAUAUACCUCUCCCAACAGCAAAAGGAAGAACUGAGCUUCUGAAAAUCAAUCUUCGUGAGGUUGAAUUGGAUCCUGAUAUUCAACUGGAAGAUAUAGCAGAGAAGAUUGAGGGCUAUUCUGGUGCUGAUAUAACUAAUGUUUGCAGGGAUGCCUCUUUAAUGGCAAUGAGACGACGAAUCAAUGGCCUAAGUCCAGAAGAGAUCCGUGCACUUUCUAAAGAGGAACUUCAGAUGCCUGUUACCAAAGGAGACUUUGAAUUGGCUCUUAAGAAAAUUGCUAAGUCUGUCUCUGCUGCAGACUUGGAGAAAUAUGAAAAGUGGAUGGUUGAAUUUGGAUCUGCUUGAAUUUCUGUCAGCUCUUUCAUUUCUGGUAUUUUUGUUUAUAAAAUGUGAAGAAAUUCCAGCAAUUU